Messenger RNA from Trifolium pratense (red clover), 1594 nucleotides. RefSeq names its product probably inactive leucine-rich repeat receptor-like protein kinase IMK2. The record is from RefSeq and is a predicted model, not a curated record. NCBI's taxonomy places the organism in Eukaryota, Viridiplantae, Streptophyta, Magnoliopsida, Fabales, Fabaceae. Gene Ontology annotation, molecular function: protein binding. The transcript has a single exon. Bases 179 to 1426 code for a protein of 415 amino acids.
UGUCCUCAUAUGCAUCAUAAACCGUAGCAAAAUACAAAAUUAUUCCCAAAGUUUCCAAAACCUCUGUAGUACUAUCAUUUUCCAAAAAAGAUCUCUCUGUCCGGACCUUCUUCACCAAAAGCUCCUGCUUUGCAUCCAGACACACAAACACGCACUCUCAUUUCUCACUUUUCUAUCAAUGGCAACCUUUGUGCUUCUUGUUUUUAUUCUACUUUUCACACCCCCUAUUCUUCAUUCUCAACAACUUCAAAAUUCAAAUAUGAACCCCUUGGAUCUCAAUGCUCUUCUUUCCAUAAAAAACUCUCUCACUGAAAUCUCACCAACUAACUCCUUCUUCUCCACCUGGAACCUCACCGCACCAAAUCCCUGCUCCUCUUUCUCCGGUGUCACAUGCUUCUUCAACAGAGUUUCCAUUCUCUCACUCGGCACCGACUCACUCCCACUCGCCGGUUCACUCCCCUCAUCUAUCUCCUCACUCACUGAGUUAACCCAACUAGUCCUCUCCCCCGGAAUUGUCACCGGUUCCAUCCCUCCUGAACUCGCUCAACUCACCAAACUCCGAGUCAUAUCCUUACCUAACAACCGCUUCACCGGCAUUAUACCUUCCGCAUUCUCUUCUCUCACAAAUCUCCACACACUCGACCUUAGUCACAACCAACUCGCCGGGUCAAUUCCACCGAGUCUCACCGAGUUACCGCAACUCAGAAUCCUAAUCCUCGCCUCAAAUUCCCUCACCGGCUACUUACCGGAAAAUAUUUCCUCGCCGUUACUUCAUUUGGACUUAAAGAACAACGAACUCACCGGACCGUUACCAACGUCAAUUCCGUCAUCUCUCCGUUAUUUCUCGUUAUCGCAAAACAGAAUGUGGGGUCCACUCACCAACGGACUAGAGUCGCUUUCAGAGUUAGAGUUUCUGGACCUCAGCAUGAACCAAUUCAUUGGGCCUAUUCCGGCCCAACUCUUCUUCAGGCCCACACUCUCUUCACUCUUCUUACAACGCAACAAUCUCUCUGGUGGGCUUCCACAGAGGCCCAAAGAUGGAGAACCGUCGAUUGGAUCAUUAUUAUACGGUGACGGAUCGAUAGUUGAUCUGAGUCAUAACUCAAUUAGCGGGGAACUAUCAACGGUAUUUGAUGGAGUUGAAAGCUUAUUUUUAAAUAAUAACCGUUUGAUGGGAAAAGUGCCUGAGGAGUACGUUAAGAGCGUGUAUAGCGGAAGCACCAGAACUUUAUACCUUCAGCAUAACUACUUCACGGGUAUACCGUUGGAAGAGGGAACUGUGAUGCCUGAUACGGCGUCGUUGUGCUUGUCGUAUAACUGCAUGAAACCGCCGGUGACGGUGAUGAAUUGUCCGGAAAAUGCUGGCGAAGAAUUGUCGAGACCAGCGGGGCAAUGUUCUGUGUUUAAAAAUGACGACAGUGGUUAAUUGGAUUGGUUAUGCAUUAUGCAUGGAGGUUAGAGUACACUUCAAUUUUAUAUAUAUAUUUUUUAAUUAUUGAUAAUGUAAGGUGUAUUUUGGUGUAGAAAAAAAUGUUCGGUGAUGAAAUGAAAGUAGUAAUAUUGUGAUGAAAUACUUAAAUUACCGUUUUUCCUU